AUGGACAUCAGCCACAGGCCAGCGAUCCACGUUCGUGAAGUCCCUGCUGGUUCGAUUCCUGGUGGCAGUAGUGAAUUGUGUGUGUGGUUGUUUGUGCACCUGCAGGAGGAGGUGAGGGACUUGCUGGCGAUGAACACCAGCCACAGACCAUCGAUCCACAGACCAUCGAUCCACGUUGGUGACGUCCCUGGCGGAGGUGGCUGCCUCUUUGGAGCCACUGAGACGGAGGUCUGGAGCAAAGCUGACACAGCAGCUCUACUGGAGCAGGGCAUCCUUGAUAGUCUCCUCCAACAAAUAUGCCUUUCUGUGUGA
This is a messenger RNA of Ostreobium quekettii, 312 nucleotides long. The record is from the annotation of a GenBank genome assembly. NCBI's taxonomy places the organism in Eukaryota, Viridiplantae, Chlorophyta, Ulvophyceae, Bryopsidales, Ostreobiaceae.